GCCGCAUCCAACAGACUGCAACCUAUAUUAUCUGUGCAUCAACCAGGAAGGAUUCAUACGCGAAUGUGCACCAACCUUAGUAUUUGACCUCACCAUCAUGAAUUGCAAUCGGCCCGAGGUAUCGGUAUGCGUGGAGAACGUGGCUACGCCACCGACCGCUGGCCCUGGAGAUCAAUUUCCAACUCCGGCGCCACCUGUUGACAUUGUGCCGACGGUUCCAACCGCUGGACCAAUAUUUCCUACGGUUCCGACAGUUCUACCUCCAGCGGAAAUUCCAACUGCUUCCUCCCCCGGCACUAUCGUCCCCACUCCUGUACCAACUCCCAUACCAACUCCCGUGCCCACUCCUAUUCCCAAUCCCACGCCAGCGCCAACACCUUCGCCAGGCAAUCCGCCAUUUUGUCCUCCGAACCAAGUGUUCUAUUAUCCCCAUCCCAACUGCUCCAUGUUCUACCGCUGCGUCUGGGGCGUCGUGCACGUCCUGGAGUGCCCACCGAAUCAGUUCUGGAAUCAAGAACGUGAGUUCUGUGACCAUCCAUUUAACGUGAACUGUCCGGCUGGUGCGGGAUAA
Messenger RNA from Anopheles cruzii, 571 nucleotides. RefSeq lists its product as uncharacterized. Lineage: Eukaryota; Metazoa; Arthropoda; Insecta; Diptera; Culicidae. Gene Ontology annotation, cellular component: extracellular region. The record is from RefSeq and is a predicted model, not a curated record. The annotation marks the transcript as partial. The transcript has a single exon. Gene Ontology annotation, molecular function: chitin binding.